UUGUUCGCGUGUGUGUGUGUGUCUAAGCUGACUUGCCAAAUACUUUCGCUCGUCGCCCCUUUGCAGGCGAAGCUUCGAAUAUAAAAGAGUCCUCGGGAGGAUUGGUUGUCAUCAGUCAGCUGUUUGCAAGUUUACAGUUCAAACGAUCUCACCUCACCGGGGACAUUCAGCCGAAAGCCGUUCAACAGACAGUCACACAAGAUGUAUUCGAAAGCGAUCGUUCUUGCCGGGUUCGUUCUCUGCCUUGUCGCAGCGGCACCGCCGAGGAAAGCGGUCCGUGCAUCGCCCGGCGGUGGCCCAGACAGUGAGGCCAUCGUGAUCCAGCAGGACCAGAUCAUCAACGACGACGGUUCGUACAACUACGUGUUUGAAACGAGCAACGGCAUUCGGGCGCAGGCGAGCAGCUCGGACGGUAUCCGUACAUCCGGGGACUUCUCUUACCCCGCUCCGGACGGUUCCAACAUUGCGCUUGUCUACGUGGCCGAUGACUACGGUUUCCAGCCGCAGGGAGCUCAUCUGCCCGUGGAACCUCCAGCACCGGAGCACGUCAUCAAGCAGCUCGAGGACAUCCGUGCCAACCCGCCGAACGAUCCGGACUUUGAUGCUGCCUUCCUGGAUUCGGAAAUUGCCAGACUGCGGGCGACCCAGGGCUGAGCAGUAGUGCCAACAGGAACGCAUUAGUUAGUUAGCGAAAUCAACAUACUGUCGAAGUAGUGAAAUUUUAAACAUGUUAAUAAAAAAGUGAUUGUGUCAAAGUACAAAAUUCCAACACGAUGCUCUUUCUGCUAUAAUUAAACAUCGCCAAAGCUCACUGGCAGCGGCAUCC
Messenger RNA from Anopheles merus, 826 nucleotides. RefSeq names its product cuticle protein CP14.6-like. Gene Ontology annotation, cellular component: chitin-based extracellular matrix. Bases 202 to 654 code for a protein of 150 amino acids. Lineage: Eukaryota; Metazoa; Arthropoda; Insecta; Diptera; Culicidae. The transcript has 2 exons. Gene Ontology annotation, molecular function: structural constituent of chitin-based larval cuticle. The record is from RefSeq and is a predicted model, not a curated record.